CAAAUAUUAAAUUACAAGUGUAAACAUUAGAAAAAAUAUUAAAAAAUGAAUUUAAAUAUAAAUUUAGAAGAAUUACAACACCAAUGUCGUAUUUGUUUGCAACAAGGUGAUGUAAAUAUAUGGAAUUGUAAAGUUACUGUAAAAACUGAAGCAGAUAUACAGGCAAAUUCUUUAGGUAUGGAUGAUUCCAUAGAGAAAACGUUUUUGGAAUUAAUGGAUAUAUUUUAUGAUAGUCAAGAUUUAUUAAAUUUAACCGAUGAAUUUCCCUCACUAUGUUGGCCUUGUUUGGAGGACUUGAAAUAUUGCUAUAUUUUCUAUGAAAAAAUUAAGCUUGCCAAUAUACAGUUGGCAAAUCUUUAUCAGGAAUCAUUAAAUCAAUGUAUUGAAGAGGAGCAUCUUAUAGAAGUUGUUGAAGAUAAAGAUUUAAAGGAAAUAACUGAAAUAAAUCCAAUUGAAACUAUGGAAGAAGAUAAACUCUUACAACAUUUCCCCCCUUACACUAUUAAUGAAACUAAUCAAUUGCACACAUUAAGCAAACCAACACGCUCAAAACAUAUACCUUUGGAUAAAAAUGAUGCCUUUGUUAUAACGCAAUUUGUACCCGAAACUCUAGACACAAACGAAAUAAAUUUCACAAAUCAAAACAAAGAAGACGAUGAAGAAUGUCAACCACCUCAGCAUUUGUUAACAGUGAAUUUAAAAGCGGUCGAAGUCAAAAAUCUACACAAUCUAGAAACUCCCCAGCCCUUAGAUACAGAUAGUGAAGAACCUGCAGUUUAUAUAUGUCAAUAUUGUCCUCAGGCUUUUGCCAAAUCCGAUUAUCUUAAGACUCACAUACAAAAAUCACAUGUUUGUAAAUUUUGCACCCAAACAUUUAGCAUAACGGAGGAUCUGUUCAAACAUAUACGCGAAGUACACACCGAACAUAAAUGUGCCAUUUGCCAUAAAUUGCUGAGUUCUCAUACAAAUUUAAGGCAUCAUAUAAGACGAGUACAUCGUAUACAGCUGCCAGCCAAAGUUACACUACUUGACUUUAUCAAAUCAACAAAUGUAGAGGAAAGUAUGCCAGAAAACGAUGUGGAAAUUUUACAAGAGCUAGGAGCGACAGAAAUGGAUUUUAAUACACAAUAUGUUUGGCAGAAUGAUGAUUGUAUAGAAAUGUUUGGUGAAAAUAAUAGUACUGAAAUGAAUUAGCAAACUUAGUG
Molecule: messenger RNA, 1205 nt
Organism: Calliphora vicina (urban bluebottle blowfly)
Lineage: Eukaryota; Metazoa; Arthropoda; Insecta; Diptera; Calliphoridae
Product: zinc finger protein 639
Exons: 2
Coding region: 46-1194 (382 amino acids)
Biological process (GO): epidermal cell differentiation; regulation of transcription by RNA polymerase II
Cellular component (GO): nucleus
Molecular function (GO): RNA polymerase II cis-regulatory region sequence-specific DNA binding; DNA-binding transcription factor activity, RNA polymerase II-specific; zinc ion binding
Source: RefSeq, a predicted model, not a curated record